Molecule: messenger RNA, 3266 nt
Organism: Sphaeroforma arctica JP610
Lineage: Eukaryota; Ichthyosporea; Ichthyophonida
Exons: 1
Coding region: 42-2192 (716 amino acids)
Biological process (GO): cell differentiation; anatomical structure morphogenesis; regulation of transcription by RNA polymerase II
Molecular function (GO): RNA polymerase II cis-regulatory region sequence-specific DNA binding; DNA-binding transcription factor activity, RNA polymerase II-specific
Source: RefSeq, a predicted model, not a curated record
ACUCUUAAAGCACCACAGUUAGCGUAUUAGCACUAUCUAUCAUGAACACGGAAGAAAACGACACGGAGGCAUGGAUUCGAAUGAUAACAUCUAAGCCAAACCAGAGUUGUACACUUGGUGGCGUUGGAGUGACCAUGGCUAACAGCGACGCUUAUAACAAUGCACCCGGCGCAUUGAUGCCUGGGCACAAUCAGCUUGUUGCAAUCAACGAAAGUAGCGAUACAGUUUUCAACGGUGAAGGCCACAGACGCAAGAUCAGAAGAAACUCACUUCCUUCUAAUAGCGUUCAAUUUAGUCCGUACUGGAACGCUGGACGCUCACAUCAGCCACUUCAGAAUUUUAUGCAUGUACAAGCAGACGAUACAUUCGAUAGGAGCAUAGAUGCGAACAAUGAACUUGUGCAGCGUACGCGUUCAGGUACUAUUCAGUCCUCGGAAUCAUACAGCUACUUCAAUACUUUGAACCAUCCCCCUGAAUCACAAGCACUAUCAAAAGGAGGUGCUCACCGGCAAUCGACAGGCCAACUUGCCAGCAACGGUAGAGCACCUGUACGGCAACAGUUCAGUGACUCGCAGCACUUGCACCAGCAACUUAGUGACUUCAAGAACAAUCGCCACAUACUAGGCAUGAAUAACGAAAACUAUUUAUGUUCGUAUGUGGGUGAUAAUACUUUGAUCGGCGGUGAUAUGGAUUACUAUAGUAAUCUGCAGUCAUACAAUUCGCAAAGAAAUGGCUUCGUUGUGAACAGUGGUGGGUUUGAGCAACAAAAUCAAAAUGAGCUUAGCAAGCUGUUGAACUCGAUGCCAUAUGCGAACGGGAUGGACAGUAGAGCAGGCCUUUCACCCCAGAUAUUUGGUGCACAACAGCAAAUACUAAACCAUCAGCCACCAAUGCCACAGGUUCCUGUACCACAGGUGGCUGAGAAACAGCCACAUUCUUAUGCUAGUCUCAUCGGAAUGGCGAUUCUGAACUCUAAAGACCUUAGGGUUACCCUUUCAGAGAUAUACACCUGGAUCAACGAAAACUUUCCUUUCUUUAAGAAGGAAAAGAGCGGCAGUUGGCAGUCAAGCGUGCGGCAUAAUCUCACCUUUAAUGAAUCAUUCGUGAAGAAGGUAGUCACGACUGCUGACGGAAAACGCAACUAUUGGACAGUUGACCCAGAGAGUCGCCAUUACUUUAGUGACCAAGGCGAGUACAUUAGGCACCGGGGACGGCGGAACAAAGCGGCGGCUGCAAAAGACAAAUCAGCGAAGGAGAAGACGGCGAAGGAAAAGAAAGUGAAAGCCAAAACUGGUACCAAAGUCGUUGUACUAGAAAAGAAAGCCAAGGGGGUGCAUUUGGACGGAGAUAAAACAGUUUUAAAAUCACAUAUCAUCAAAUCAGUACAUUCGGAGGUUGGAAUUGAUGAAGCUGUUCAGGUUAAAACAAAACAGAGCAGACUGCGGAAAUCAAUGGAACUCUCAUUGCCUUAUUCGGGGCUCUCUUCAUUAGAGGAGCUUAGCACUUCGAAAGGGAAACGCCAUAGGGCGAACCCCGACCCGACUCCUACUGCGGUGGUGCGCACGCAGUCAUUGGGCUCGAUAUCGAACUCUCAGCCCAGCACUGAAUUUUCCGUAUUGCAGGGUAAUGCACGGCUAUCCAUGUUGCAGGGGAAACCGGUGCUACCUACAUUGUACAGUGGUUUACACCUCAAUGACACUGCGCUGACAAGAAUGCCAGGUAACAGAUGCUCUAUGCCACUAACAACGGAAGUGUCACAAUCCGACCGACGAGCCUCCGCACCCGAUGUACAAGAGCAACUUGUUUUUGAUGACAUGGUACAAGAAUUGUCACUUGGGGAAAAGGGGUACGAGAAUAGUUUUCCAAUCACGCCAAACGUGGAAUCCUUCGAUAUAUCAUCAGACACUCAAAGACAAGGUUCGGAUGGACACCAGUCCCAGAUGAAGCCAAUGAAUCCUGGAGAAGAUCCAAACUAUACAUGGCUAUCCACUAUGUCGGCGUCGCAAAAGCAGGAGGUACCCCUACUCAAGUAUGAGCCACUGUCCAUGAACCCCGAAGCGCAAUCAGUCCAUAUGAACACCCCAACAUCGAACUUGAACCCCCGACUAACACCGUCACAGCAAGUAGGUGCCGUGGAGGGCGGGUUGGAACAGCUGUAUCGAGAUGCCAACGGCUUUUUGAAUUCGUUGUGACCGAUUUUUCAAGGGCAUGGUCUCAACCGGCAUAUGAUUAAGCGCUCCUUCGCAAAGCUCGUCCGGAUUGUGUAUCCACCCGGACACCUUCCGUGGCGGUAUGAGGGCGGAGUUGCUCUGCAUAUUUAGUAUGGAGUGGUCCUCUGUACCAAAAUGUGGACAUAUUUAAUUACAUAUCGACGUAUGUGCUUUCAUACAGAUGUAUGUUCAUUAUGCGGACCAGUAGGCGAAGGGUAGUUGUUCGAUAGCUUGCGCAAUCUGAUCGAACCGGUGAUGUAUCAAUCAACCCUAGAAGCAAACAGACCAACACAUAUGCUUGUGUUAUAUCGAACUUGGCUGACUAAAUAUUUCCAUUGUAACACUGGUGGACUCGUGAUAUAGUUCACGACUGAGCAUACUUCUGUAUCAGUAUUUCGAUAGAUAUGUGCCCACUUCGAUGCGAUGCCCAGGUAAACUAAGUCCUGGAAAAUCAAUGCACUGAAAUAAAACAACUCACUCUGAGAUUAGUCAGUGUGUAGAACGUUACAACAUAUUACGUCGACCAACCAGCAAAUAGAGACCGAAAACGUUAAGUGUGAAAUUACCCAGUGCAACUCCACUACUGAGUAGGUCCACCCAAGCAGAAACAUUCUAAGAUUCAGAAGAAACUGGGUAUGUCAAAAUUUUGACUUAUUGAAAGAUCCUAGAAGAUCAAACUUCGAUGAAACCAGCCCAAACCAUGAGCGUGAGGUACAUGUGUACUGCAAAAGAUAAUAAACCAUUGAUGCUGAGGCAGUCGAUAAGAUUGUUGGGCGCAGUACAGUUCAACAGCAAUCGCGAUGAAGCCAGUCUACAAACCGCGACUAGAAGGGCACGGUACUUUGGUUAGAAACCAGAAGAUUUAUAAAAUUUCGAGAUGAGCAUCGUGACCAACCCCAACCUGGCACCUAAUGGCUUCCAACAACAAACGAUUGUAGUAAGACUCGACAAGCCAGAAGAAAGUAGCGUCACUUACGUUAUACAGUGUGUAUGAUGUUGCUUUAAUCCAGAAAAACGUUCACAAUGUACUUCCGACUUCAAUCUUUUGCUGUCUUC